CGAAGAAGGACCGGCGAGAGAGAGAAGGACCUUCUCGCUUCGGGGACCAGUUGGCUGGGGAGGGGGCGCGCAUGCGCAGUGGCUUCACCUAGCGGGCGCCGGCCAUGGCUGAGUGGACUCCUGCCCAGGUGAGAGGGGUUAACCCUGCGCUGCCCGGGUGGGAGGAAGGGGAGGGGCCUUUAAAAGACACCCCCCGGCUGGUCACCAUUUAAAAGGGGGGGGGAGGAGGACCCGCAAAAGAUUUCCCCAGGUGUGUUUUUGGGGGGCCACACUGGAGCCCAGAUUGGUUUGGGGGGCUGCCCCCUCACUGCAUCCUUUUGGGGGGUCCACAGGUGCCAACUGGAAUAAAAUAUUGGGGGUCCAAGCAAGCCCCGCCCUGCAUCAUCGAUCUCACACACACACCCCAUUUGAAUGGCAAUGGCCAUCAACUUUUUUGAGGGGGGCUGGUCCCCUCAAAUAUUUUAUUGGGGGGGAGAGAGCUAAGCCCCCUGGGAAUUGGCUUCAUGCAAGGCGGGGGGCUGGUUGGUGUUCUGAGGUGGGGAGGGGGGAAAGGGAGGCAAGGGACCACCUUCUCCCCCCUUCUUGGCUGAUCAUGUAUUUUGGGGUGCAGGGGGGGCUGAGGUUUGAGAGAAAGGCGAGGUUUCAGCCUUUCGGCCCCAGGACUUACCUAUUUUUAUUCACUCUUUUGCACUGAUCUCCCACCUUUCUCUCUUCCCUACACAAACACACAGAGCUCAAGGGGGCGGCCGUGGUUCUCCCCACUUAUAUCCCCACAACAGCCCUGUGAGGUAGGUCGGGCGGAGAGCGGCAGCGAAUGGCUCCCAAGGUCACAGACAGCGAGCUGCACAGCCAAAGCAGGGGAGGAUUUGAACCCAGGUCUUCCCUACCCUAGCCAUUGCACCACACUGCCUCUCUCGUGAUGGGCAUAUCCCCCCCUCCCCCCAAAAACAGAGUUUCUCCUCAUGACAACACUGCGAGGCAGGUUAGGUGGAGAGGCGGUGACUGGCCCCCGAGGUCAUGUCGGGUGAGCUACACAGCCAAAGUGCAGGGAUUUGAACCCAGAUCCUAGUCAGACACUCUCUCCACUACUCCACCACUGGCUCUCUCAUCUCCCCAGAGGAUAUACAGCCCUGAAUCUCGUCUGCUUGCUCAUGUGAGAAACUUGAUCCCUCUUUUGGCCAAUGCUCAACUAAUAAAAUACCAUAAAAUUCAUAUAUAGCCAGUCAGUAAAAUAUCCCCCUUAAAAAUAAUAAUCCAUAAACAUAGAGAAUAUAUAGAACAUGGCUCAGGUAUUCUGGCCAAACAGGACAUUAACUUCAGAAGCAAUAUUAUUAUAUUGCGGAGAAAAAUUAACAAUAAUCUAAGAUAUACAAAAAGUUAAAAUGACAAUAGAUUAAAGCUGGCUUCCACUUUCUUAAUGCCGAGGGCUAAAGAAAAUUGUUGUUAGCAGGCGCCCAAAAAGACUACAGCGAAGGUGCCUGCCUGGCGUCUAGAGGCAGGGAGUUCCAAAGAUCAAGUUUUUGCAAAUGCUGACAAAACGUUGCCAUUGUGACACCAGUUCUCCGUGCCAAGCGGAUGUCACAGUGAUUCUGGCGCCAUGGAAAGCCCCCCUCUGCCUCGUCUUGCCUCUGUGUCUCCAUGGCCUGGUCUCCCCCUUCUUCCUGACACACUGUCUUUCCGCUUCCUUCUUCCUUUUCCCUCCCUCUCGCCUCUCUUUCUCCAGCUGCCCCCCACUCCUUCGCAAGCACCUUGCUCUGGUCUGACCCCCUUCUUGCCCGCAGGCUUGGGAAUGGGAGGUGGAGCCGCAACAUCUGGCCUCCUUCCAGCCGCCAGCCCUCUUUGACCAAGCCGCCGAGAGGGAGAUCUACCCGACGGCCGAGAUCUCGCUCUGGACCGUCGUGGCUGCCAUCCAAGCCGUGGAGAGGAAGGUGGACUCCUAUGCCACGCGGCUCCUCAACCUGGAAGGCCGGACGGCCACAGCCGAGAAGAAGAUCUUUGAGUGCGAGAAGACCGAGCUGGAGUUCAGCCACCACGUGGCCGCCCUGGGGACCCUCAUCCAGGAGUACGGCCUGCUCCAGAGGAGGCUGGAGAACAUGGAGAACCUGCUCAAGAACCGAAACUUCUGGAUCCUGAGGCUCCCCUUGGGACCGAAGGGAGAAAUCCCCAAGGUAAGAAAGAAAUAUGAAAGAAAUGAGCUUACCUGGUAGGUUCAGAAAAGGGCCACCAAGGGGAUAGUACUGUUUUGGGGGGACGGGGGGCAGGUGUGGAGGACUCCCUGGCCCUGAAUGGGGUAACGUGCCUCUGAAGGAGCAGGUGCGCAGCCUGGGAGUCAUUCUGGACUCACAUAUGUCCAUGGAGGCGCAGGUCAAUUUUGUGUCCAGGGCAGCUGUCUGCCAGCUCCAUCUGGUAUACAGGAUGAGACCCUACCUGCCCGCAGACUGUCUCACCAGAGUGCCACAUGCUCUAGUUAUCUCCCGCUUGGACUUCUGCCAUUCGCUCUACUUGGGGCUACCUUUGAAGGUGACCCAGAAACUACAACUAAUCCAGAAUGUGGCAGCUAGACUGGUGACUGGGAGCGGCCGCUGAGACCAUAUAACAUUGGUCCUGAAAGACUUUCAUUGGCUCCCUGUACGUUUCCAAGCACAAUUCAAAGUGUUGGUGCUGACCUUGAAAGCCCUAAAUGGCCUCGGCCCAGUAGACCUGAAGGAGCGUCUCCACCCCCAUCCUUCAGCCCCCCAGACACUGAGGUCCAGCUCCAAGGGCCUUCUGGUGGUUUCCUCCCUGCGAGACGUGAGGUUACAGGGAACCAGGCAGAGGACCUUCUUAGUAGUGGUGCCUGCCCGUGGAAAGCCCUCCCAUCACAAUGUCAAGGAAAUAAACAACUAUCUGAUUUGUAGAAGACAUCUGAAGGCAGCCCUGCUUCGGGAAGUUUUUAAUGUUUGAUUUUGUCACUUUUUUAUUAUGAAUAUUCCGAGUAGUAUCCUUGCUGCUGUUGUUGCAUACAUAAAAAUGUUUGGUCCUUCUUUGCCACCCCUUGGCUGACAAUACCCAAAAGGAAAGCCUCUGGUUUCUUAGUGAAAGUAUAUUUAAAUACCUUUUUCAAUUCAUUAUAAAUCAUUUCCCAGAACGCCUUCACUUUAGGGCAGGUCCACCAGAGGUGAAAGAACGUUCCUUCACACUCUUUACAUUUCCAGCACUUGUUAUCAGACAGGUGGUAAAUUUUAUGGAGUUUGACUGGGGUCAUAUACCAUCUAUAAAUCAUUUUCAUUACAUUUUCUUUCAAGGCAUUACAUGCAGUAAAUUUCAAUCCAUUACUCCACAGCCUUUCCCAGUCCUCAAACAUAAUAUUAUGCCCAAUAUCCUGUGCCCACCUUAUCAUAGCCGAUUUAACCAUUUCAUCUUGUGUAUUCCAUUCCAACAGCAAGUUAUACAUCCUUGAAAGUAUCUUAAUCUUUGGUUCUAACAAUUCUGUUUUUUAUUAUGAAUAUUCUGUUGGGAGCCUCCCAGAGGGGCUGGGUAAACCCAGCCAGAUGGGCGGGGUAUAAAUAAUAAAUUGUUGUCAUUAUUAUAGAACAACACACCUAUGAAUCAAAGAAUCCUAGAGAGGUAGAGUUGUAAGGGACCACAAGGGUCAUCUAGUACAAUGCAGGAAUCUUUGGUCCCUGGCAUGUGUGCCAUUGCCCCAGGAGCUCAGGUUUCCACUCGCAAAAGACUUGCCAGCCAAGAGAGCCACUCUCAACCCCACCAUGCCCCAAACAGCAGGCCCAGGAGAGGGAGGGAGGCCCGUCCAGGAAUUUUCAUUCAUUAAAAGUGCAUCACAGACAAUAAUCACUUUAACCACUAGAUUAACCAACAAAAGCCUUAGUUUUUGAAGUGCCACAUGGGUAUUAUUUGUCCGCUGGAUAGCUCUCCCUCCGGUUGGCGUUGGACUGGAAGAGGCAGCUAAAAAUAUUUAAACAGCGACCAGUUAUUGUAGCCUGCCUUCGCAGAAUGAGUGUGGUGAACAGAACAGGUCUAGGAACCUGAUGGACCCCUUUGGGCUGGCUGUGUGCUGAUGGACCUAUACAUGGAGGUUCUAUGUUGCUCUGUUUUCUACGUCAUAAAGUUUAUAUACCGCUUGAUGGUUAAAAACAAACAAACAAGCCACCCUCAAAGCAGUUUACAAAAGAGGGAAAACAAUAAAACUAUCACUAAGAAAAAUUAAUGACAACAAUUUACAGCGUUUGACGAGUUGAAAUAGCAACAGACUAAAAACAGGUCGAGACUCCCAUCCGGGUAGGAUGGUCUAAACAGAAAUGGUUUAGAGGCACCGAAAAACAUACAGCAAAGGCGCCAGCCUGAUGUCCGUGUUGCUAUUACAGUGGUACCUUGGGUUACAUACACUUCAGGUUACAUACGCUUCAGGUUACAGACUCCACUAACCCAGAAAUAGUGCUUCAGGAUGAGAACAGAAAUUGUGCUCCGGCGGCACGGCAGCAGCAGGAGGUCCCAUUAGCUAAAGUGGUGCUUCAGGUUAAGAACUGUUUCAGGUUAAGUACGGACCUCCGGAAUGAAUUAAGUACUUAACCCGAGGUACCACUGUACUAUUAUUAUUGCUAUUGUUAGAAUUUAUUACCCGCCCUUCGCCCCAAGAUCCCAGGACAGGUCACAACCAUUUAAAAGCAUCUUUAAUAUUGGAACACAAUAUUAAACAGAGUGUAAGAAGAAUUGCAAAAGCAAGGUGGGUCCUGAAAACAUACACCCGAAGGGUCAGAGGCUAGGGUCAAGGGGUGCGUCUCAAGCAUCCACCAAAAGCUGUACUAUGAAGGCACCAGAUGCACCUCUGGGGAGGGAGUUUCGCAACUUGGGGGCUGCUACAGAGAAGGCCCUCUCUGUUCUCCUGGGCCACCCCAAAGAGAGCACACACACACACACAUACCCUGCAGAUUUGGCACCCAAGAGGGUCUGUAGGGAAGGAGGCGAUCUUUCAGGUAUUCCAGGUGUUCUGCCUUCCCUGCUGGGAGCAGCACUGCCUCUGCAUACCAGUAUCUGGAAACCACAGGAGGGGGGAGGGCUUUCCUGCACGGAUCCUGCUUAUGGACUACCUGUGUGAGAAUAGGAUGCUGGAGUGUAUGGACCCGUGGCCUCAUCCAGCAGGGCUCUUUUCAUCUUCUUACGAUGGCAGCCGUGAUGGAGGCCUUGGUCAGCAUUUCUGAGUCACGGGCGGCUCUGAUUUUAGGUUCCCGUGACCUUUGAUGACGACGCAGCAAGCUUCUCCCCCCAGGAGUGGGCCAGUUUGGAAGACUGGCAGAAGGAACUCUACCGGAAUAUCACCAAGGGGACAUACGAACCGCUGGUCUCCCUGGGUAAGUGGCUGGCAUUUCUUUCUCUUUCCUUUUCUUUGUAAAGUUCUUUAUUUCGUUUCAUUUCCUAACAUUCACAAAACAGAGAGAACAAGUCGUGGCAAUGGACGGAUAUUAAGAGAUGAAAAAUAAAGCCCCGUUUAGGGAAGUUUUUUAUGUUUGAUGUUUUAUCGUGUUUUUACUCUUCUGCUGGGAGCAACCCAGGGUGGCUGGGGCAUAAAUAAUAAAAUUAUUAUUUUUAUUAUUAACUACAUUAUUAUAUAACUAUAUAACUAUUGUUAUUAUUAUUAUUAUUAACUACAUUAACUACUAUUAUUAUUAUUAACUACAUUAUUAUUAUUAACUACAUUACAUUAUUAUUAACUGCCUAUUAUUAAAAUAGGCACGUAGCAUGCGCAGAGCUUUGCAUGGGUUAAAAUAACCCAAGUCCAAGUAAAGUCUAUCAGUGUUAUCAGAGCAUCAAAUAUAGUUCCAGAUUUGCUAGGUUCAGAUAGUUCCAGAUUUCAAGACAACGGGGGUUGUCUUGAAAAUGAUGGUUCUGCUGCAUGUGUCAUAAAAGAACGCCAAAUCCAACGAAAAGUCCCUGGAGGUUCUAGUCCUUGUCAAAAUCUCAAAUUCUCCAUGAUGGCUCCAUUGCAGAGUGAGUGUUGCCAAACGCCUAAUGUUAGGAUUUUGGGUUGUUCUCCACUGAAUUGCAAUUACUGUUUGUGCUGCCCAGAUCAUAUGCAAGACCAGUUCUUUGGACAAGAGGCUGGCAUUCCUUGGAAAAAGGAGUGGAGCUGCCGGGUUUGUUGUCCGUCAGAUUUCCCCUCAGUGACAGUGACUUUCAGCACCUGCUUUCUGAUCUGCUUCCCCAAACAGACUCUGCCAUUUCCAAAGCUGACAUCCUCCCACCAAUGGGACAAGCGGAGCCUUCCCGUGCCGCGGAUCACGAAUUUGUGGGGGGCAAGGGCUUCCCUGCAGAGCCCAGAGCAGGUGAGUCGAAUUUGGAAGGUGGGUAAUAAAGACUUGCCAUCGUGGUUAAAGCAUCUGUCCUGCCCUGUCACUUGCGGACAGCACAGAAAGGUGGGGGGGGGGGACAAACUGAACGGGAAUGAAAUAUGCAAACAGUGAGUGUAGGGCUAAAGUGCUGCUGGGCCACAUGCAGGUCUGCUGGGGCUCACACCUGCCCAGAAGGUACAUUCCCCAAAGUUAAAUCCUUGGAGCCUAAUCCCAGAAGUGAGAGGCCUGGCGGACACAUUCAGGGGUGAGGAAAGGAGGUGCACAUCUUCUGUGGCCGGGUGCCGAAAUCCGAUCUGGGCCUUCAAAGGAAAACAAAGCUCAUGCAUAAAUCUAGCCAGCAUCUCGGUCAGUUUUCCGCCAGCGUUGCUGCUUUUCUCUGAAACUUGCAAGUGUUCUGCAUCCGUUGCAAUGCGCCUGUUGCUCUCGUUGCCAGAAGCGGAUCCCUUGCCUUCCAAGGAGGACCUCUUGACCUGGAUUAAGCAGGAAGAGCUUCCCGGGAGAGGGAAAUGGGACCUGGAGCGAGAGAUCCCACCAGUUCUCAGCUAUGGUGAGUGUGCCUGGCAUUAGAUAUGAUUCCUGCAUUGCCCUUGGGGUGACUUCUGUGAUUCUGUGCCCUGAAAGGCAGGGAUCUGGUUUCCAGGUUAUCCUGUUGUUUCAUUUUUUUAAAAAAAUAUCCCUCCUUGUUUACGUAAUAUCUAAAUUAUGUCUGCGCCUCUUUCCAUAUUAACUGGAUUGUAGCCGCUUUCUUAAUCAGAGGAAUUCCGGUGCUGCUUUAGAUCAGCUGUUGCCGACCAACUUGACGCCCUCCGGACGUUUUGGCUGCAACUUCCAGCGGCUCAGCCUUCCCCUCCCCUCUUCCUCUGGGCUGGGAGGAAGACUUUGCACUGAGUUUCACUUCCGCGCUGCUUUGUCGUGUUGUCAAAGGGGCUUAAAACAAACUGUGGUUAGUUUCGAAAGCCAGGGUGACAUCCCCAGGGCUUGACCUUGGCUUGUUUUGAAACGGACCAGGGUUUAACCCCGCCUGCUUCCCAGGUCACAGCAGGCCAAAUAUUCUGAAACCGAAAGGACAAGCUGGCAAAGUCUUUCUUCCCAGUCACGUGGGGAAAAGGAGGAGGGAGGGGAACUGUGCCAGCCCAAGGCUUUGCUCAGGCACAUUCCAGCUCCUGCUUGCCGUGCUGUGCGAAGGCUUAGCAGGAAAUGCAAACGGACCGGGCUUCCGGGCUCUCGAUUCUCCAGGCAGACAAGGAUAUUGUGAAUCUUCUUCAAUUAACCACACCAAUCGUGGCAUUUAAGGAAACAUCACGGGGCCACAGCGGCAGCCUCUGGGGCACCCAGAAAAGUGGAGUCCACAUGCCUGUGAAUUUCACAUGCUUCUAUAGAGGCCGUCACUCGCCUUAGCUUAACAUGCGCAUAGAAAUUAAGUCACAUUCCCAGAGGAAAAGCAGGCCUGCGUUGUCAAAUCUGGGUGCCCAGUUCAGCAGGAACAAGGUGCCCUAACUCUUACUGAGCCAGUUCAAGGCUGAGUUUUUCCUGCACAAACCUUCCUAACAUAGAUUCUCCACCCAAUCAGAUUCUUCACACAGUCUCCUUUUAUGCACUCUCUUUUUGCAUCUCUUCACACGCAGGCUGCCUAGAAUUCCCACCACAGUGUAAUAAUAAUAAUAACAAUAAUUUUAUUAUUUGUAUACCGCCCAUCUGACUCGGUUUCCCCAGCCACUCUGGGCAUCUCCCAACAGAAUAUUAAAUACACGAUAAAACAUCAAACAUCACAAACUUCCUUAAAGAGGUCUUUUGCUAUCACAUGCUGGCGAGAUCAUUUUAACUGGAGAUGCUGCAGAGACCUUUUUCAUGAAAACCUGGGCAUAACCACUCAGUUAUAGCCCUCCCCCCCCAAAAAAAAACUAUUAUUGUUAAGCAGACGUGAUGUUCACUAAAACCUCUUGAGCUCCCUCCAAAAUAUUUCUGAUAUUUAAUAAUAAUAAUAAUAAUAAUAAUAAUAAUAAUAAUAAUUUAUUUGUACCCCACCCAUCUGGCUGGGUUUCCCCAGCCACUCUGGACGGCUCCCAAUCCAGUGUUAAAAACAGUACAGCAUUAAAAAUUAAAAACUUCCCUGAACAGGGCUGCCUUCAGAUGUCUUUUAAAUAGAAGAUAGCUGCUUAUUUCCUUCACAUCUGAAGGGAGGGUGUUCCACAGGGAGGGCGCCACCACCGAGAAGGCCCUCUGCCUGGUUCCUUGUAACCUCACUUCUCACAGGGAGGGAACCGCCAGAAGGCCCUCGGCGCUGGACCUCAGUGUCUGGGCUGAACGAUGGGGGUGGAGACGCUCCUUCAGGUAUACAGGACCGAGGCCAUUUAGCGCAUAGUCAGUCUCUGGAACUCUCUCCCGCAGGAGACAUUGAUAGCCACCAACUUGGAGGGCUUUAAAAAAUGGAUUAAACAGAUUCGUGGAGGAGAAGAGGGCUCGCCAGGGCUACUUGCCACAAUGACUGUGCUUAGCUUCUGUCGUCCUCCCCAGUUGCUGGAAACCUCAGGAGGGGAGAUGGUUGGUUUUGUGUGCGAAUCCUGCUUGCGGUUUUCCCUUUGGAUGGGCACUGUGAGAACAGGAUGCCGGAGUAGAUGGGCCACUGGCCUGAUCCUGCAGGCUCCCCUUUAGGUCCUUAAUCCUUGCCUGUUCCCUUUUCUGCCUCCCCCAGAUGACAGCGCUAUGAUCAAGCGCGAAGAGCGUAAUCUGAGGGCGGCUCCCAAGCUCCCUCUGCCUGCCCAGGGGCUGCUGCUGCCCGGGAUGGCCAGCGAAGACGUCUUCCAGGCCCCCAAGCCGGACGGAGGCUGUGAGAGGCAGGGCUGCCCUCAGGGGGAGAAACCGGCCCCUCCUGCACAGAGGCCCGAAGAGGAGCACCCCCCGAGGCCAGGGGGCUGCUGCGAAGGGCCGGAGGCGGCAGCCCCUCCGGACGCCAGCCCCAAGGGAGACCCCUUCCCCUGUGGCAAGUGCCGCGACGGCCUGGUCUACGAGCAGCGCUUCCCCUUGCCCCAGGGCGCCCACACGGGGGGUGAGGAGUACAGCGAAGGCGCGACGGCUGAGCCUGGCCCACAGCAGAUCUUGGAGCCCGACGGUUCCUGCGCAGACUACAAAAGCGGCUUUGGGGACCAGGCCUUAUCCCAGGUGGCAGACAGACUCCACACCUGUUCGCUGUGCCCCAAAAGCUUCCGUCUGAAGACCAGCCUGCUAAUCCACCAGCGGACGCACACGGUGGGCAAGAGCGAGAGCGCCUUCGUCUGCGCCGAGUGCGGCUGCGGCUUCAGCCACCAGGGCCAGCUGACCCGGCACCAGGCGGUCCACGCCGAUCGGCCGCACCAGUGCUCGGAGUGCCCCAAGGCCUUCAACCGCAAGUCCAGCCUGGCGGUGCACCUGAAGACACACCGCGAGCGGCCCCGACCCUUCCACUGCCCGCAGUGCGCCAAGACCUUCAUCCGCAAGCAGCACCUCGACGACCACACCCGCACGCACACGGGCGAGAAGCCCUACCAGUGCCCCGAGUGCGAGAAGCGCUUUGCCGAGAAGUCCAAGCUGACCAACCACUACCGCAUCCACACGGGCGAGCGCCCCUACCGCUGCGGGCAGUGCGACAAGCGCUUCGUCCGCGCCCACCACCUGGUCAAGCACCAGAGCAGCGUCCACCAGGCCGGCGCCAAGACGCACGCCUGCCGCGAGUGCGGCCAGACCUUCCCCCACGCCCAGGCCUUCAUCAGCCACCAGGCCAGCCACGCCAAUGGUGAGAGGCGCCACCGCUGCACCGAGUGCCUUAGGACCUUCGCCCGCCGGAAGUACCUGCUGGAGCACCAGCGCAUGCACACGGGCGAGAACCCCUACGCCUGCCUCCACUGUGGGAAGCGCUUCCGCUACAAACAGUCGCUCAAGCAGCACCUGCGGCUGCACGGCGGCGAGCAGGCGCCCGCAACACCCAUGCCUGGCCCCGAGCAGGCCCUGGCACCCGGCGGCAGCAGCAACAAUGCCCCACUAGAGAAAUCUCUCUUCCCCACCAGCCUUUCCAGCGGGACCUGAGGGCACGCUGCAAACAGACAGCGCCCCCAAAUGGACAGGCGGACCGCAAAGCCAGAAUCCCGUUUGCAACCUCGAACCUCCCUUUGGCAUACGCUCCCGCUGCCAACCAGGGCUGAAGCUCCAAGUGGGUGAGCGACUGUCCGAGCGCUUUUGCACCCUGCUCACCACGUUUCGUAUUCCAGAAAUGCUUCGAGAGUGAGAUGGAACAAUCGAGAACGUUGGCCGGCGCUGGCGCUUUCUGGCAGUUGCCGGAACCGUCUCAGCGUUCAGUCUUGGGCAACAGGAUGCCUGAGAUGUGGUUGUGUGAAUCGGUCCUGUCCAGUCGUCAUUCGGUCUCUGUACUGUGGGUGGAGCGAGGAUGCCAAUCGUUGCUCUGCAGCCUCACAGCUUCCUCUGCCUGUGAACGUCCACAGAGAGAGGCAGGCAGGCAUUGCAGGCUCCCAGCUCAGAUCCACGUGCCCAGCAGCCUUGGAGAAGCUGCACACUCUCUCUCCGACCAGCCUGCUUGACAGGUUCGUCGUACAGAUGCGCCGAAAGGGGAACGGUGCUGCGGAAAGGAGAUUUGAAGAACAAGAAAAGGCAGGAAGGCGGACCAGAGAAGUUUGUGCAUCAGGGCUGACCCAUUCCAGUACCCCAAACUGAGGAGAAAUAUAGUGCGAGAGGAGCCUUCUGACUGGUGGGGGCAUUAGAAGUAAGCCCAGGCAGCUCUGUGGGGCACGAUGGACUGCAGCGGUUGUAGGGAAAGGGGGUGGUUCCACUGAGGCUGAGCAAAACAGCUGACAUGUUUCUGAUUUGCCUGCCUGCCAGAACGUGAAAUCGGCUCUCCUGCAAAUAGUUUUGCCUGGGCACCCAGAGACCAACAUUAACCCGUCUCUUCCUACAAGCUUCCCUCUGAGGUGCAAUACCUGGGAUCUGCUCUGCCCCAUAGCUUUCCCCACAUCACAGUCUACACCCCCCACCCCACCCCAUGCUCCUUGAUCUCCCAUUUUCCUGCCUAGAUCACCCUGUGCGCCAAAAGUCUACAACCCCACUGGCUUUUUCUCUAGGUUUUUGGUGCGUUUCCUUCUUUUUAAAAAACAAAACAAAACACGGGCUUUUACACAUCCUUUAAGUCUGCUCUGCUUCACCCCUCUGCCAAUUUAGCAGGUUGCACGAUUUCUGGAGCAGCCGCUGUUCGGAGUCUCUCUUUCGCUGCACGCGUUUGGUGACAAGGCAGCCUGAGCGUUCGUCGCAAGACAGAGCCCGGUGGGGAUUUGCAGAAGGCAAAGAAGAAACCAAAGAUGUAAUGAAGGAGCCGUCUUAGAGAAGGACUGGGCUGAGGUGUCCAAGAGGCCCAAAUGCCAGGGCAAGUCGAGACCACUGGGGCACCUUCCAUCCUGAACUUGCCCAAUCUUCUGCACAGACUGCAAUAUAUAUUUAAAAGAAGCACACGGCGCUUGGGGGGCCUGGCACUCCUGCUCAGCAGCCUCAGCUGCAAAAAUUGCAAUUUUAACUUUUAGCUUUUUUCAAAAAACAAAAACAAAAAAAGGGAUAUUAAUAAAGAUUUUGUAUCGGUUCUUUGGAUAAUGGCUAAA
Messenger RNA from Podarcis lilfordi (Lilford's wall lizard), 11977 nucleotides. NCBI's taxonomy places the organism in Eukaryota, Metazoa, Chordata, Lepidosauria, Squamata, Lacertidae. The record is from the annotation of a GenBank genome assembly.